This is a messenger RNA of Ambispora gerdemannii, 1506 nucleotides long. The record is from the annotation of a GenBank genome assembly. NCBI's taxonomy places the organism in Eukaryota, Fungi, Glomeromycota, Glomeromycetes, Archaeosporales, Ambisporaceae.
AUGGAGGAAGAAACCAUAGCGACAGAUUUAGAUUUACCCGUAAUUCUAGAAGAGUUCGAUUCGAUACCACCACAAAAGAAACGAAACUUGUUUGACAGCGAUGGCAAUAAUUCAAAAGAUAAAAACAAUGAAUUAAAUCAAAUAGAAAUGAGCAAAGAAGACAUCAACUCAUUUCGUUCGUCCUCGUCCUCGGUUUCUUUAUCUUCACAAUCUACGAAAAGAAAACAUAAAGUUGUAGCGAAUUCAACAUCAUCAAUAAAGACACCUUCAAAAAAAACAAAAAAGCAAACACAUAGUUUGGAGAGUGCAGAGUAUUACCUUGAAGAAGGAUUACGCAAGGUUAAACCUUACUAUUUUGAGUUCCAAACUUACGCAAAAGGUCGAUGGAUCGGAAAAAGUAUUUCGAAUGUUUUUUGUACAGAGUUUCGUGAUCAGUCUCCCGAAUAUUAUAAAUCGGCAAUUCGCAAAGGUUUGAUUACAAUAAACGGAAACCAUGUAUCCGCAGAGACUAUUAUUCGAAAUCAAGAUAUAAUAGGACAUGAGAUUCAUCGACAUGAACCACCUGUUACUGGACAAUCGAUUGCCAUCUUGAAAGUUGAUAAUGAUAAUGGUGUUCUGGCUAUCGAUAAGCCGGCUAGUAUACCAGUUCAUCCCACUGGAAGAUAUCGACACAACACAGCUCUUCAUAUUUUACGAUCAGAGCAUGGAUUUAUGAAUCUAUUUCCCGUAAACCGACUGGACCGUCUCACAUCCGGGGUCGUGAUUCUCGCACUCAACAAAUCAAAGGCACAAGAACUAGAAAAACAAAUGCGAGAUAAAACUAUCAAAAAAGAGUAUAUUUGUCGCGUGGUUGGGAAAUUUCCUGACGGGGAAAUCAUAUGUGAUAAACCAAUACGCAUUGUUUCUCAAAAACUCGGAUUAAAUAUGGUUCAUCCGGAUGGUAAAUCAUGUACGACUGUCUUUGAACGAGUUAGUUAUAAUAGAAAAACGAGUGUGGUGAGAUGUAAACCAUUGACAGGUCGUACACAUCAAAUCCGAGUACAUUUGCAAUAUCUCGGUCACCCAAUUGCAAACGAUCCAUUAUAUGCAAAUACUAGAAUCUGGGGAGAAAAUUUAGGCAAAGAAGGUGUUACACAUGAUUUAGAACUCACUAAAGAAAUAAUAGAGAAAUUGACUAUGGAAGGCCAAAGUGAGACUCUCGAUCAUGAUGGUGAAGAGGAACAAGUGAUGAUGGUUAAUGAAGAAAGCAAUAGAAAUGAUGAGAUAAAUAAUAUCAAUGAUUCUACUUCCAAUCAGCAUCCUUGUGAUAAUGAUAAACAUGAUCAAAAAGAAACGAAAAAAUCAUUCUAUGAAUGUGGAUGUGUUAAAUAUCCGGAUCCAUUACCACAUCAAUUGUCGAUAUGGUUGCACGCAUUAAAAUAUCAGGGAAUUGAUUGGGAAUAUGAAUCAAAUCAGCCUGCUUGGGCAAGUAAUGAUUUUUCGGAGGAUGGAGUCUAUAUUGUCUGA